GCUUUUUAGGUGAUUAAUAUUUGAUUGUUUUUCUGUCUUCCAGGAAGUCGGCUGUUUAUCUGGAAUAGUACUGAAAAGUUUGCAGAAUUAAACCAAAUCCCUGACAGAGUUUUGCUUGCUUUAUUUUAAAUAACAGCUACUGUAUGCAACUUUUUAAAAAUAAUUUUGUUUUGUUUUAGUUUAAUAAUUGGAAAUAUUUGCAGAUAAUUACAAAAAACAAAUUUUUAGAAUGUGUCACACUACCAUGAAGUUUCAAACCCAUGAAGGACCAAACCCAGAAUUAUGAGUCUGAAAGCAAAGAAGAAAGCUCGGACUUCUUUUGGGGCCACAGCCCCGCCUUUCAUUGAUUACCUGAAAGAUAUUCUACGUCGAUAUCCAGAUGGUGGACAAAUUUUGAAGGAAUUGAUUCAAAAUGCAGAUGAUGCUGGAGCAACAGAAGUGGUUUUCAUUCAUGAUGAGCGGAGCUAUGGGACAGAGAGCCUUUGGACGGAAGAAUUGGGAAAAUACCAAGGUCCUGCUCUCUAUGCCUACAACAAUGCCACAUUCACUGAUGAAGACUGGCAAGGAAUUCAGAUGGCUGGAAGGAGUGUGAAGCGUGAUGACCCAAACAAAGUCGGGAGGUUUGGAAUCGGCUUCAACUCUGUUUACCACACAACAGAUGUGCCAAGUAUAUUGAGUUCAGAGCAUCUUGGCAUGAUGGAUCCCCAAGAAAAAAUAUUUGGAGAGAGAAGUGGAGGGUUUUGGUGGUCUUUGGAUGAUGCUGAAGACCAAGAAGUUCUGCUGAAUAUGCAUGAUCAGUUCCAACCAUUUAGAGAUAUAGUCUCACUUGUAUGUGAACAUGGAUGGUCAAAAGUUGUCAUGGAGGAUCAGCACUUCAGUGGGACAAUUUUUAGAUUUCCUUUACGCAAUGAAGCAUCAGAAAUUUCUGAUAAUCUGUAUGACUCAGAUAAAGUGGUUGAGCUUUUUGAUAGCUUCAUUGCAGAUGCAGAUUUGAGCCUCCUCUUCUUGAAAAAUGUCACCUCCGUGUCCUUGUUACAUAUUAGUGAAGAUGGAGCUGUUAACACCAGACUUGAAGUGAAAUCCUCAGUCCCCACAGAUGGUGUUUUGGAGCCAGAAGAGGAGUCAGUCAUUGAGGGUCUAACAAGGUUCAAAGUUAUAACUGUGAGUUCAAAAGACCAAAAAGAGACAAAGUGGCUUCUGACAACAUGUACCAUGAAAGAGGGCGUUGUAGAAGAUCUUGAUUUGCUUACAAAGAAGUUGAGCUUUUUACCUCAAGUUGACCUGGCAUUCCCCUGUGGUGAGAAGAGAGACUGUAGCCAGAGCAGACUGAGCUGCUUUCUCCCCCUUCCAAACAAUGAAUCCAAUAAGACAGGACUCCCAGUUUAUGUCAAUGCAUGCUUUGGCCUCACAGACAAUAGAAGACACAUCAAAUGGCAAGAGGAAGACCAGAGACAUGAUGAACAUGCUUUGUGGAAUGAAAUGCUGAUGAAGAAGGUGUUUCCACAAGCAUACAUCAAGAUCAUUCAAGAUGCCAUUAAACUUGCCCAAAACUCUAUCCUCCCUGUUUCCUCUGUGUACAAUCUGUGGCCAGAUCUCACUCAGAUACAACACAAAGAAAAAUGGCAUGCUCUCACUCUGGAUGUUUUUCAUCACUUAUUCAGACAGAACGUGGCCAUCCUCUCUCUUGCUAAAGAUGAAAGACAGUUUAUCUCUCCAUCAGAAGCUGUUUUCCCCUGCAAUGGCCCAACAAGCACCAACAUAUUGUCUGCCAUUAAAAGGGCUUUAGUGUCAUGUGGAGAAAAUCUUGUCACUUUAUCAGCUAGUGUUGCGAGGGCUAUAAAUGAGGCCUACCCAAACCCUGCUACCCUAAAACAUGUGACUCCAGCAUUCCUCAGGGCCAUUCUCCACAGGACCGGUGUGGAUAACAUCACUAAAGAUGACAAACUCAGUCUUUUGGAGUACAUUUUAGGUGAUGAACAAUACAAAGAACUUGAGGGUCUUCACCUCCUUCCACUCAGUGAUGGCUCUUUCAGAUAUUUCACAUACAAAGAGGAAGACACUGCUUUGAUUGACAGCCAUGAAUUUCCAAGACUCUUGUUGCCCUUCUGUAAGCACCUCUUCAUCCCAAAUGAUCUGACUCCAACCUGCAGUGCCCAUCUGAAAAAACUGGCCAGAAGAAAUUUCUUCAAGAUCAUCAAUGUUGAUGCAUCCCGUGUAGCUGAAUAUACAAGAAGGUAUUUGCCACCAGACUGGAAGCAGACAGGGAAGAACGUUGUUGCAUGGGACAACAACAACAGUCAGCAUCCACCUUCAGACUGGUUUCAAGAAUUCUGGAGGUUUCUCAACAAUCAUUUUAAUGAGUUAAGUCCUUUCACUGACAUACCUCUAAUACCAGUUAGUCCUCUGUCUGGCAGUCAGACUGUAUCAGUAGCAAAACUACAACUGAUGAAGAAUCACAUUUAUGAUGAAGACUCUCACCACUGGAAAACACUCAGGACAACUGCAUUUCUUCCAGCAUAUUCACCUGGUGAUACAAAAAUGGAAGGAAAUGUAACACUUAAAAGGCCCACUGAUGUUUUUAGUGACAAAUGCUCCCUUCUCGUUAACAUGACACAACCAGUGUUGGAUCAUACUAAUCUAAACAUACACAACACAGAUCCAGUUCUACAGAUUUUAGGAGUUCACAGCACUCCAAAACUACAGAUGGUGCUUCAGCAGUUGCACCAAACAAGCACACAAGCACACUCUAUUGACAGAUCCAUGCUUUACAAAAUAGCAUCUGAGUGCUAUAAGUUUCUGGAUCAGUGGAUCUCUCAUUUUGGAAACGCUUACAUCCCACACUGGGCAUACUCAUUUCCAUUCAUCCUCAUUGGGGAAACAUUUGUGAAUGUUGAUCGUGUAGCUGAGAACGGGCAAUUUGAAGCAAAGCCCUAUCUCCACGUACUUCCAGCUGCCUUCACAAGCUUCAGGAACCUCUGGACAUGUAUAGGUGUUGAAAAACAAUUCACGACCACUCAGCUUCUAACUGUGUUGCAGGAAUUAAAAGCUCAACAUGGAAACCAGCCCCUACCAAAGAGUGAUCUCUCAAUUGUCCUCACAAUUUUAAAUAAAGGGAUAUUUGAGGCCAAAUUGAAAAUCACGCAUGACUGUCUGAUACCCAAUGAGCAUGGAGUUUUGCAACCUGCAAAUGAGCUGUUUUACAAUGACAGCCCAUGGAUGCCACUCACUUCAGGUGUCACAUUGUGUCACGAGAAUAUCCCACGUGUUAUGGCUCGCCACCUUGGAAUCAAAACAACAAGGCAUCAUACUUUGGAAAACCACACAUUUGAUGACCUUUCACCAUUAGCUUUUGAGUUUGAACAGCAGGAAGAACUCACUGUUCGUAUUAAAAACAUAAUUUCAGCCUAUCCAUCAAAGAAGGAUAUCCUUAAAGAGCUCAUCCAAAAUGCUGAUGAUGCAGAAGCAACAGAAAUUCACUUCAUCUGGGACAAAAGACAACAUGGGAAAGUAAAAACAUUUGGGAAGAAAUGGAACAAUCUCCAGGGUCCAGCACUUUGUGUGUUCAACAACAAAGUGUUUUCUGAUGCUGACAUUAAGGGAAUUCAACGGCUGGGAGAGGGAGGAAAGCACAGCACCCCAGGGAAGAUAGGCAAGUACGGAGUUGGAUUCAACUCUGUUUACCAUCUGACUGACUGCCCUUCGAUCCUUACAGGAGAUGAAGUACUUUGCAUUUCUGACCCCAAUCAAAAAUACAUUGAAAAUCAUUCAAAUAAACCACGAUAUGGCAUUGGCUAUAAACUAGCUGACACUUUCAAAGAAAUGUACGUAGAUGUCUACAAAUCCUUUCUUCAUGACAAAUUUUCUCUUAAAGACGGCACCAUGUUCAGAUUACCUCUGAGGAUGGGUACAAAUGCAAAUACCUCCAAAAUAUCACAGCAAGGAGUCACUGACCGCGACAUGAAAGAACUGUGCUCUGCCCUCUCUGAAGAUCCUGAAGGACUAAUUCUCUUUCUGAAAAACAUCUGCAAAAUCAAAGUCCAUGAAAUCAGUGAAGAUUCACAAGAACUUAAAACCAUCUUUGAGGUUGAAAAAAAUCUGCCACAGAAAAGUCGGGACGAGAAAGAUGCUUUUGUAAAACAUCUACAAAAUGCACUGCAAUCAGACAAAACAGCAACACCGCACAAGACUUUCUAUGAAACUGUGAUUUCCACCUCAGAUAAAAGACAAAGUAAGUGGAUUGUUGCAGAACAGUUUGGCUCCUUCAAAUACAAUUUUCUCUUGAAAAUAUCAGACAAACUUCCCCAAGCAUCAUUAGCUGCACGUGUGAACACAAAAGGAUCCAGCGUCAUGGAUUUUAAAGGAGAAGCCUUUUGUUCACUUCCUUUGCCAGGGAAAACUGGACUGCCAGUACAUGUCAAUGGAAACUUUGAGGUUGAUUCUGCCAGGAGAAGCCUUUGGAAAGAAGAUGGGAAGAGUAAGAAAUCAAAUUGGAAUGAGAUUUUGAAACAGAACGUCAUUGCACCACUGUAUGCAGAUCUCCUGCAUUACAUCAGGUGCAGCAUUGCAGUUAAGAAAGUUUCCCUUACAUUUAUUGAAUCAUGUUUCAGUACAGAAUACUUGUGUUUUUGGCCAACUGUGUCCAAGGAUGUUUGCCCAGACUGGCAUGAAAUGAUACAUGGAGUAUACAGAUCACUGAAAGAAAAAGGCCUUGAUGUAAUCCCUGUGAUGAAGAGCUCAACACGGAAAAUUGCAGAUAAAAAAAUUAAAGAAUACUCUUUUGACUGGUGUAAUGUCAGCGAAACAGACUCACUUGAGGACCCUUAUCUGACAAACCUGACAAACUACAAGCUGAUGCCCAUCUUGGAAGAUCUUGGGAUGAAGCUGGUUCCUUAUUCCACAAACAUGCAGAGGAUUUGGAAAAGUUUCAGAUCUGCUGAGGUUGAAGUGAAAGAGGUCAGUCCCUCCACUGUGCAGACUUUCCUACGAGCAAAACCUCUCAAUGAUCCAACCCAAACAGAUGAGGAUUUGCCUUUACCCAUAAGUGCCACUUUGAUCAAAGAUGAGACAAGAUGUUCGGAGCUCUUGAGUUUUUGUUUAAAAGAUUUCUCCUCACAAAAGGUCACCCAGGACAAUUCAAAUUUACUUGAUGGGCUUCCGCUUCUUCUCACAAGAGAUAAAGUAUUGACAGUUUUCAACUCCCAGUCACCCAAGUUGAUAUCAAGAUAUGCAAAUCUCUUCUUUGGCUGUGAGGAAAAAUUUGCAGAUUAUCACACAAACAUUCAGCACAUUCGUCUUCUACAAACUUUUAACUUUGUCAAAACGUUAUCAUUGCCAUGUGCAGCAAGAGCUUUGAAACCAUUUGUUCGGCAUCUUCUUGAGAACUGCUAUGUUGAUCCGCACAGUGGUCUUCAUGUCCCAAAUGAGACAAUGUUGGAGUGGCUGAAAUCACUUUGGAUGUUCAUAACAAGUGAAAUUAAACUACCAACAUCUAGAGAUGACGAGUCAAGUCUGACACUAAGUGAUGUGAAGAAACUCUUCAGCGACUGCUACAUUUUACCUGUUGUGUGUCCAAGGUUGAACAACAAGCACUUUCUGCAAACAAUGAAACACAUGUCAAGUGUUGUGUUUGCCUCACAGAAACACAAAGACAUAUCAGGCAUCCUCUUCAAACUUGGUUUUAUGAGGUUUGAUCAUGUUUUCUUCUCUGAGGUGGACCGACGGGUAUAUUCAUAUCUACAGCAUGAGCUUCUCGAUGUAGAUGAUCAAAGCUCAGUGUUGGAUCAAAUGUACAACAUUAAUCGCUCAGAGUUUUCCCACCUUUCAAAUGAUGAUAUGAAGGAGUUUCAGAUGUUCCUGCAAUCAGGAUUAUCCAAGUUCAAAGUCAGCCAAGAGUAUGUGAGGAAGCUCAAAUCCUUACCAAUAUUUGAAACAACACAAGGUGAACGAGUGAGGAUUGAUGGACCUAAAAAGGUUUUCAUCCUUAACAUCAAAUAUUCAGUCAUAUUUCAUGAUUUGUCCAACCUACACACAAACAGCAGCAUCUUUCUGAAACACAACUCUGAGAACUACAUGCUGUCACAAACACUCAACAUUCAGGUCCUGAAUGAUUUGGAGUAUUUCAUGAAGUUCAUUCUGCCUGCUGUACACCAACUCACAGAGACACAGAUUCUUCACAGCCUCAAACUGUUGCUGUCACUACAUUACUCUUCAGAGGACAAGAAAACUAUCAUCUCCUCACUGAAGACGGUGAAACUGAUUCGCAGUUCUCAAGGUAGACUGGAGCCUGCAUCAUACUACUUUGAUGAGAGUGUGGAGCUGUACAAACAAAUGUUGCCCCACGAAAGAUUUGUUCCUGAGAGAUUUUGGUCUGAACUGUGUGAAGGAGAUAGUUAUAUAAAAAAACAAGCAAAAGAGCUGGUCAGAGAACUUGGAAUGAAGCAUGUUGUGUCAGCAGACGAGAUAAUACAUUUUGCUUACCAGCUGGAAUCAGAAGGAAAAGUUAACAGAAGACUCAAAGACAUGAAACUAAAAUCAUCAUUACUUUUCAGGGAAGUCUUAAAUAAAGCAUGCAACAUCAAAAUUAAAGAGCAACAUUUUUUGGAGAGGAUUGCCGACAUCAAAUUCAUUUUUCCAAUAAUGAUUCGAAAAGAACUGUCCAACUACCACCAACCAUUUGCUGCUGAAGGAACUAUGGUGAAAAUUAGAGGCUCUUUGAUUGAGAAAAAACCUGAGCAUCAAGAUUUGAUUUGGUCCUCAAUGCCAAUUAUAGACCUACCAGUUUACACAACACAGAAACUUAUGCAGAUGAUAAAAAAUGCAGGAGCUCAUGAGGAACCACCUCCAAACUGUGUAACCAGUAACAUAAGAAACAUCUGUCAGUCACCAUGUGAAACUGACCAGCUGAUCAAAACACGAGCUAAAGUGUUCAGAAGUUCCUACGCUUACCUGCAAGCAAAAAGAUUUGAAGGAAACCAGCUGGCUGGUCUUCCUGUUGUGUUGGUUGAAAAAGACACAAAACUUAUGAGGCCUGAUGACAUGUGUCUGUCACUCUCCUAUGAUCUGGACUUCAGACCAUAUCUGUACAAGAUUACUCCAGAAGAUGCAAUGUAUGCACCGUUCUUUCAGAAAAUUGGUGUGAAGAACGAAGCUACUGCAGAACAAUAUUGUAAUGUUUUGGCAGCAGUUUACGCUGAUUCCUGUGAUAAACAGAAACUACAUUCGAACCAGCUGAGAACUGUGAAACGAGCUGUUGAGCAGUUGUUUAAGUCAAUCAAAACUCACGGAAACCAGACGCUUCUUGAAAAUGUUGAGACUUUGUAUCUUCCAGCAGUAGAUGGUAAAUUAUACCCAUCAUCCACACUCUGCUACAACGACACAGUGUUUGAGACCAAAAGGUUGGAAGAAGCGCUGGAGAACAAGUUCCUGCUGCUUGAGAAACUCAGUGAAUGUCAUUUGGGCAACGACAAAUACAUGCAUCAUCAGCUGUUGGAACUGCUGCCUCAGAAAUUUCAGCCAAAGAUGCUGUCUGAGUUCACAGAGGAAAGAGUUGUGGAAUCAGAGAUGCAGCUUUGUACACUUGGGACUGGCUGUGAAUUUAGUGGAUGGUUUGCUAAACAUCUCUCCUCAGGAGCCUUUAAAUAUGGAUUCAUUUGUCUUAUUAGAGAGCAGUUGCAAGGCAAAAUAACACAAGAAGAUGCUUCUAACAUAUGUGAGAAGAUUUUUGGCAGUAUACAGAUUAUCUGCUGCAAAACAUUGGAAACAACACUCUGGCUCAAUAAACAGCCACUUCCCAAAACUGAUGAAGAAACUGAUGUAUCUGUGGAACGAGGGCAACAAGGAUGCACCUUUUACUUAAAGCACAAUGAUGACAUGGCUCCCAAGGUAAUAAAUGAAGUCAUUACAACAUUGACAAAAGAGAUUAAUGCUCUUUUAGGAAACAGAAUUGCAUCGGUUCAUCUUCCAGUGCUGGGACAACUCCUCAUGUGUGAUGAUCUGCAAGAUGUUCGAAAAACUCUGGCUAAAAAUCAGAUCCGUGACAGUGCUGAAACUGAAAGUUCCUCUUUUAGUCCAGCAGCCCCUGGGACAGAAGUUCCAGGAGAAUGGCAUGAUUGUUUGGACAUGAAUGUCUUCAACAACUUUGAAGAGGGGGAAUAUGUUGGCUACAGCAUUGAUGACAAGUACAUUUAUGCAGUUAUUGUUGAAGAACUGCCUGGUCACAAUGGACGAUAUUCAUGGAGAUACAAAAUAGAAGUAGGAGAAGAUGAGCCCAUUGAAGUCAGCUGUGUUGAUCUGUUUCAGUUUAAACGAGAAAAGAAAGUAAAAACAGAAGAAAACACUUGCAUGGAGCUGGAACCACUGACAGGAGCUGUGCCACAUUCUUCUGAAUCAUCAAUAAAUUCCUUACCAGCCUCUGUUCAGGAAGCUAAAAGGGAAAUUGAUAAAUGUUUGGCAGAGAUCUGGAGGCUUCCUGAGGAGGAGAGGCACAAAGCCAUCAAGAGACUGUACCUCAGGUGGCACCCUGACAAAAAUCCGGAUUGCCAGUCUCUCGCCAGUGAGGCAUUCAAAUAUUUACAGAAUCGAAUUGAUGAGCUCAGCAAACCCAAAGCUGCAGGCUCAAUCUUUUCAAGCAGAAAUACACAUUUCAGAGGCUUCUAUCAACAGUGGAAUCAGGAGGCCAGGUAUCACAGAAACAGUCGAGAGAGGUUCUCUAGAGGCUCUAGCGGUUUCCAUUCCUACAACUUCUGGACCCACAAUGAAAAUGUCCCAAGGCCAGACAGAGAAGAGGCCAGACGUUGGUGUAGACAGGCUCGCUGUGAUCUCAAUGCAGCUCACAAAGACACUGGUGGAGGGAGCACAGAGUGGUGUCUGUUUAAGGUCCAUCAAGCACUGGAAAAGUCUCUCAUAGCAGCAUGCUAUAAAAGAAAUGGACAACGCCCCAACAGCAGCUCAAUUUCAGCCACUGCUGCACAAGUUUCCCGCUACAGCCUCCAACUGAGAGAUCUGCCUGAGAUUGUGAAAAACCUGCAGACACUCGGAGUGGAUCCCAAAAAGACUCAAUAUCCCAACUGCCAUCCAUAUCCUCACAUACCGAACGGACAAUUCAGAUCAGAGAAUGAAAUGCUGGCACUGAACAAGGCAUCAGAGCUCCUUAAUAAAAUAGAAGCAUAUGUGAAUUAAGGAUUUAAGACAGAUGGACUAUCAAUUACUGUGACUGUGUUUUGACAUGUUAAAAGGAUGAUAUCUACAAUCUAAAGCUCAAAUAUUAUUUAGCAUCACAAUCAAAAUUAAAUGAUUUUUUUUAAAUUGUCUCAGUACUAAAGACUAACCAACUUUUAACGAAGACUGAAAUAUCAGUGUUUUGUUUAUUACUACAUUCAUUUCCAAAUACUUACUGAAGAAAUAUUCUGUGUACCGUUUUGUUAAGAAAAUGUAAAGAUCAAAUAUUCUUUUAUUUCCUCAAGUAUUCUUGUUUUCUUUUUUAUUACUACAUUUGUUGACAUACAGACUCACAUGGCUCACCUGCUUGAGAUCCACAUACUUAUUAUAAUGAAAUGCAAAUGUUCAGAUUUUGAUGUUUUAAACAGUUGUGAUCACUUGCCAAAGCAAAAUUUAACUAAUGUAUGUUUAGAUGUUUUCCUAUGUUUUAAACAAGUUCUACUACUGAGACCCAAGUAUAUAUUUUUACAUUUUAAUCGUUUAUCAGACAUAGGAACCAAAACAAUACUAUAUGAAUUUGUUAUAAAAGGGUUUUUUUGUUUCCCAAAAGGUUUUUAGCUUUGAUAUAAAAAUAUAUUUAAUGUAGUUUUGUUAUAAAAUACAAAUGGUAAAUAAUUUGGUUGAGCCUUCUCACACCUAAGUAAUGGUUAAGAUUUUAUUGAAUUUUUAUUUGCUUAAGUGAUAAAUGAAAUGGUAAAAUCGCAAUCUGUGUCAUAUUUUUAAACACUUUUAUGAAAUGAUUUCCAGCUUUUUUUAUAGUUAUUUUUGAAAUCUUCUUUGUAUCAAUUAUGAAGCAAGACUUUUUCAAAAUAAAUCAUUCCUACC
Molecule: messenger RNA, 10041 nt
Organism: Haplochromis burtoni (Burton's mouthbrooder)
Lineage: Eukaryota; Metazoa; Chordata; Actinopteri; Cichliformes; Cichlidae
Product: sacsin
Exons: 9
Coding region: 283-9177 (2964 amino acids)
Source: RefSeq, a predicted model, not a curated record